Molecule: messenger RNA, 1600 nt
Organism: Lotus japonicus
Lineage: Eukaryota; Viridiplantae; Streptophyta; Magnoliopsida; Fabales; Fabaceae
Exons: 9
Coding region: 240-1202 (320 amino acids)
Biological process (GO): maturation of SSU-rRNA from tricistronic rRNA transcript (SSU-rRNA, 5.8S rRNA, LSU-rRNA)
Cellular component (GO): nucleolus; small-subunit processome
Source: RefSeq, a predicted model, not a curated record
UCUAAACCCUAAAUUCUUCAUCUGCAAAACCCCAAUUUCCCCCAAAUUCCUUGCCGCCAUAUCCCAAACUCCGCGACCUCCACCGUCACCGGUUCAACGCUCUCCGUCGCGUGUUGCACUCCUCCGGCCGCCGUGUUCCUUCUCUACGACGUCACCAGCAUCAGCCACCGCACUCCUCCUGAGACGAUUUGACCACCUCACUUCAUUCAGGUUUUGAGGUUGUUGAGAACUCUCAAAUUAUGGCGGAGACCGUGAACCAUUUAAAUAACCAUGAUAGCAAGGAAAAAGAAGCAUCUCCGCUUGCGGCAUUGUUGAAAGAAAUGAAGGAAGGACUUGAUGUCGUAAGACAUAAAAUUCAAUCUUUAACUGCCAAGGUGAAAGAAGGUCAAUAUCCUACAGCAGAUGGAUUUAGCUAUCUUGAAGCUAAAAAUUUGCUGCUUUUGAACUAUUGUCAAUCCCUUGUUUAUUAUUUGUUGAGGAAGGCUAAAGGGUUUUCGAUAGAAGAACAUCCUGUUGUUCGAAGUAUUGUAGAGAUAAGAUUAUAUUUAGAGAAGAUUCGGCCAAUUGACAAAAAGCAACAAUACCAAAUCCAGAAAUUGAUGAAAGUUGGUGAAAAUGCAGCCACAAGUGAUCUUCCAAGCAAAAAGGAGCCAGUUGCAUCUGAUAAGAGUGAGGAUGUGUCAAAGUAUCGCCCGAAUCCUGACAUGCUUGUUAGCCGAGAAGAUUUAGCCCCUCAGGACGGUCAUGAUGCGUAUCGUCCAGUAAAAUUUGCUCCUACUUCUAUGGAUCAAGAUAAAACCUCAAAGCAAGAAAGAAACGCCUUGCGAAGGGAAAAGGAAAUUCUGAAAGAAUCUAAGCAUAGUAGUUUUAUCAGGACAUUGAUGAAUGAUAUAGAGGAAAAACCUGAAGAGAUAAGAGAUUAUGAGGGAUCUAGCAAAGAAGUUGAGAGACAUAUUGCCAAAAUGGAGGAGCGUGCCCGGCAAGAGGAGGAGCUAUUCAACCGUGUCCCUCUUACGAAACAUGAGAGGAAGAGAGAGAAAUACUUGAAGAAAUCAAGAAAUGGGUUGGAUGGUCUAACAGAAAGUUUCUUUGAUGAAAUCAAAACAUUACCCUUCGAAGAUGAAACUGGAGAGCAAGUCAUGGGCUCCAGUAAAGGCAGCAACCGUAAUGGGAGGCUGAAGAAGCGAAAGAGGAAACAUUGAAGGACUGAACUGCUAUCUUAUAAACAGACCACUGCAUGCUGUGGUGGGAAGUAAUGCUAGAUUCAGUGCACGGGAACGCAAAAACUACUGGGUUUGUUUCGGUGUAUUACUCCCUUUCUUGGUUGGUUCCCUAUAUCCUAGAUGCUAGGUGUGUCUAAAGAAAUUGGUUCUGAAGAUUUUAAUGUCUUUUUAUUAUUACCAUGUUUUUUAUUACCAUUGUUUACUGUGAAUCUGGAGUGGAGACUUCAGCAAUGAAAAAUGUUUUUUUUUGGCUAUGAUCAGUGUGCACCCAAUUUUGUGAGACAUGUGGUAUGUGGAUACUUUUCAUCCAGUUUUAUUUAUUGCGACGGAAUGUAGCACAUAUAUUACCAAGUGAAGUUUAUAUCUUGCUUUUUCAA